This is a messenger RNA of Cylicostephanus goldi, 351 nucleotides long. The record is from the annotation of a GenBank genome assembly. Lineage: Eukaryota; Metazoa; Nematoda; Chromadorea; Rhabditida; Strongylidae.
AUGUUAUUUAAGAAAAAUAUAUCUGAAGAGGCUAUAGCUCAAAAUCCGCAAAAGAAUAUUGUAAUAUCGAACAAACCCAAAGUCAAAGCUACGGUCUUUCGCAACGAUCUUAGAGACUCGCGCAUAAUAGUUGGUAUGAACGAUGACAAUGAAAAGUAUUUCAAUGCCUAUAUGUACGACCUUUUAAAUGACUCUAUGACAUUACUUAUAAAGAACGAUGGACUUGGCGGAUUCCUCUUUGACAAUGGCAUGAACAUUCGUCUUGCUAUACAAGAGCAGCCGGACGGUUCUACUAUGUAUCUCAGAGAGUCGUCAGAGGAAAGGGAUGUGGUGAUCGCAUUUUGGCCUUAA